UUCUUCAAGUAAAUAAGCAGUUUUUUGCUAAUAUUCGAGUAAAAUGUCGUUUACAAUUCGAACUUUCAUAUUAAUUCUUGCACUCUACGUGUGCAAUGGUGCAGCAAGUAAAGAGACUGAGUUCGUGACAAAAGCUAUAGCUCAAAAUCGUGUUGUCGUUUUCUCAAAAACCAAUUGUCCAAACUGUAACACCGUUAAGCAGCAAUUAGAAUAUUUAGUAACUAAAAAAGGAUUCAAAACAAUUGAAAUGGAUCAACUUGCGAACGGCAAACAAAUUCAAGAUGCAUUAGAACUACUUACUGCUAUCCCUACAGUGCCGUAUGUCUUUGUCAAUGGAAAAUUCAUCGCUGGUGAAACUGAUUUAAAAGACAUGCAUCAAUCUGGCCAAUUACAAAAGGAAUUGUACAAUAAACGUAAUAAAAAAUAAAAAUAAAAAAUGACGCUACCACGAACAUGUUGUUCUGAAUUGAUGGUUGUUUCUAUUUGA
This is a messenger RNA of Contarinia nasturtii (swede midge), 487 nucleotides long. Its product is annotated as glutaredoxin-like. The transcript has 3 exons. Gene Ontology annotation, cellular component: cytoplasm. Lineage: Eukaryota; Metazoa; Arthropoda; Insecta; Diptera; Cecidomyiidae. Gene Ontology annotation, biological process: cellular response to oxidative stress. The record is from RefSeq and is a predicted model, not a curated record. Gene Ontology annotation, molecular function: glutathione disulfide oxidoreductase activity. Bases 44 to 427 code for a protein of 127 amino acids.